GACUUCCUCACUGGACUAAAUCCCCAGGCUUCAGGUGGGGAUUUGAUCCCUGGUUCCUAAUGGGCUCAGAGGCUGAGCAGCAGGUGCUGCGGGAAGAAAACUUCAGAGCAAGGAGUCCCGGGUUCUGAGUUCAGGGCCUGGACAAUCCAGAGAAGAAGGAGGAGGAGGAGGUGAAAGAAGGGGGUGGCAGGGAAAGAGCAACAUUGGGAAAAGGUGUCCCUGGAAUGGAAGGGAGAACCCAGAAACUCCUGGAGGAUGUCCAGUGAUUGCUACAAGGUCCAGGAGAAGUGGCUCAUCUCAUUCUCAGAGGAGGAGGUCCACUAUCUGAGCAGCAACCAAAGCCCGACUCUGCCCUGGAGCAGUACAGAACCCACCCUCUCUCAACCUGCCCCCGAGAGCCAACAGGACGCUGAGACAUGCACGGAGAAUGGUAAGGUACAGAUAUUGAUCCCAGAUUCCCAGAGCAACCUGAAGAAUGAGCUGGUUGGGCUCAGGAGUCAGCUCCAGGCCCAGACCAAGGCCUUUGAGUUCCUGAACCACUCAGUGAUGCUGCUGGAGAAAGAGAGCAGUCUGCAACAACUGAAGAUUCAGCAGCUAGAAGAUGCCUUGAGCCUGGUGUCUUGCUCAGCUCAGGAGGAGCUCCUGGAGCAUGGGCUGGAGCAGGGGUUACAAGAGUUGUGGGGGGCCCUGGGGCAGAGGCUGCAGGAGCUGGGUGGGAAUGACCACUACAACAAGGAGCCUCAGCACCAGCAGUGCAGCCAUUCCCUUCAGCAGCUGGCCCAGGAGAUCCAUGACAGUAAGGUGUUCCUGUGGGAAGAGCUAAAGACGCUACAGGACAAAGUGGCCCAGAUCCACCAGAAGCUCACUCCCUCCGCUUUGCCCCUAUACUACCCCGUCCUAGUCACGCAGGAGGAGGAAAUCACCCAGAAUUUCAUCAACAUCAAGAAAAUGCAGGACAACAUGGUAAAAUGCCGCAAGUUUCUGACCAAGCUGAAGGAACAGAGUGGGUUGCCCUUGGCUGAGGAUCUGGCUGGAAGCAAGUGGGCCAAGGAAGUGGAGAAGGAGCUGAAGAAUAUCAGGUUGAACAUCAAUACCCUUCAAAACGGCAAAGAACAAAACAUCCAGGGGAUCUUGGGGACUAAAGGGACAGGCCAGAGAGGUCGCCACUGUCGCUCGCCGACCCCAUCGACAUCAGCUUGGACCUUGAAGUCAGGCACCACGGCCCAGGAUGAGAGCAGUGCAGAAGACUGAAGCCAGUGCUUGGGUCCCUUUGUCUGGACAGUCCUGACUACCUGCUGCCUGGCCUGAACCCUAAGGUCUCAGUUCCCCCAUCCGAGGUCCCACAAAGUCAAUAAAC
Molecule: messenger RNA, 1357 nt
Organism: Tachyglossus aculeatus (Australian echidna)
Lineage: Eukaryota; Metazoa; Chordata; Mammalia; Monotremata; Tachyglossidae
Gene: CCDC159
Product: coiled-coil domain containing 159
Exons: 13
Coding region: 256-1251 (331 amino acids)
Source: RefSeq, a predicted model, not a curated record